This is a messenger RNA of Aplysia californica (California sea hare), 2851 nucleotides long. RefSeq names its product epithelial splicing regulatory protein 1. Gene Ontology annotation, cellular component: nucleoplasm; ribonucleoprotein complex. Gene Ontology annotation, molecular function: mRNA binding; 3'-5'-RNA exonuclease activity. Gene Ontology annotation, biological process: regulation of RNA splicing. Lineage: Eukaryota; Metazoa; Mollusca; Gastropoda; Aplysiida; Aplysiidae. The record is from RefSeq and is a predicted model, not a curated record.
CAUCAGAGAAGCCGCAGCCCCAAGCGGACCGUUACCACCACCUUAUACGACCCGUUGCUGUCAUUCAUUGGUCGGUCCUGCCUUCUCUCUCUUAUCGCUGGGAUGCUACUGCUGUGUGUUGGCUGAUGCAGCCGCGGAAGUGACACAGAACGGCCCACAGCUCGGAGUGUACACAGGAUUCUGUCUUCUUAUUUCUAGCGUGGGCAAAAGUUUGUGGACAGUUCGUGGGUGAGAGAGAGUGUGGGAAAAACUGAUUGAUCUAGUCACCUAGAAAGUUCGUACGGACUUAAGAUUUUGCCACCUUCUCAAAGUUUGUUUCUGUUUCUGCAUGCUGCAAACCAUCAACAACAUUUCAGUGGUUUCGCUCUCACAAUAGCCGAGACCCCAACCUAACUAUACAAGGGCUGAGCCUACCCAGCACACAGAAAGGAACAUACAGAAGUUAGUGUGUUCCCCUUACACUGCUUUCCUCCCAAAUCUAGUCAAUAUUUGGAGUACCCUACGCAUUACUUAUACCUCACCCUUACGACUCCAGAGUGAUAUUUUCCGGGUUAUAACUUGUUCGGAUUUAUCAGAUCAGUUUCAAUUAGCACAACUGAGAAAAGAGUUCCUUUUAAUUUUAUUUCCCACCACCAGUGCCUUAUUGACAACUUUUACACCGUAGCAGCGAGGAGUCUAGUUCCAAGCCCUAUUUGAAACACAAACGAACUAGUUGGAAUUCCCUGCUCGUCGGACGUUAGAGUGUUGAUGACAUUGUCGAUUGGACCCUCUUAAUUUAUUCUUGGAUUGCAACGCAAACGGAGCAAUACGGCGAGAACGACCCGUGUGGCGACAAAGGCAACGACGAACUCGCCGAGGAAAGAAGGAAGGCGGUGAGCCAUGGCGGCCCUGCCCCAUAUUGUUUCCUUCUUCGUGAGCACAGCUGGUAAAAACGGGGAUGAGCUGGGCUCUGAUGAGGAACAGAUAGUGCAGCUUGUCUACCUUUUGUACGACCAGAACAAUAAUAAGGUUGUGGAUGUCCAGCAACAUUACGUGAAGCCCCAGCCCAAUGAGCUGGCGGAGACGGUGCUCACAGACGACUGUAAGGUGGAGACCGGUCUGGACGAAGAGCUGGUCAAACAGGCCCCGCCCCUUGACCUGGUUCUUGAAGAGUUUGACCGGUUCCUGAGUGCCAAGGGCGUGCACCCAGACCACGGUGGGCGGAGCUUCUGCCUUUUGACUGACGGCCAGGCCCACCUACGGCAGUGCAUCCACCAUGAGUGCUGCAAAAAGAACAUCACGGUACCCAGCUACUUCUACAAGUUUUACGACAUACGUAAGGAGUUCCGCAAGUUUUACAAGACCGAGCCCAUCUCUUGCCUCAAAGCUAUGAUUGAAUGACACAGUUUCGGUGAGCCAGAAGUCAUAAAUGAAAGGCUAGAAGGCGGUAUCUGGGGAGGAGUUGCCCUUUGCUUGAGUCCCCAAGGUCGGAGAAAUGGUGAGGCUUUGAUCCGCUUUGAGUCGGAAGAGCACAGAGAUCUUGCCCUGAAGAGACACAAACACCACAUCGGUCAGCGAUACAUCGAAGUCUACAAAGCCACUGGCAAAGACUUCAUCAAUGUCGCAGGAGGAAACAACUCCGAGGCUCAGGCAUUCCUUUCGCGGGGUGGGCAGACGAUAAUUCGCAUGCGGGGCCUGCCAUUCACUUCCACUACACAGCAAGUGCUUGAAUUUUUUACCCGAGACCCCAACUCGUCCCAAGUUCUAGAUGGGGAGGAUGGAAUAUUGUUUGUCCAUUACCCUGAUGGGCGAAGUACAGGUGAUGCCUUCGUGCUGUUCGCUACAGAGGAAGAGGCUGCGAAAGCUCUGAAGAAACACAGAGAAAUGAUGGGAUCGAGAUACAUUGAGCUCUUCAAGAGUACAACUGCUGAGGUGCAACAGGUGCUGAAUAGAAGUAUGGAUCCCCGCAAUCCUGAGCAGCCAGACGGUCAGUUAACCCCACUGAUUGCCCAGCUACCGGCCGGUGUUCCCAUCAUUCCUCAGUCACUCAUCACCAGCGGAACGCGUCGCGACUGCAUUCGUCUGCGAAACCUUCCCAGUGCUGCUCAAGUCACAGACAUUUUAACUUUUCUCGGUGAAUUUUCACAGUUCAUCAUUUACCAAGGCGUCCACAUGGUCUACACCGCCACGGGUGAGGCCUCUGGUGAAGCCUUCAUACAACUUGACUCGGAGGAAGCAGCAACUCUGACAGCAUUCAACCGACACCGACGCCCGAUGACGUUCGCCAACAAGAAGAGAAUCAUUGAUGUGAUCCAGUGUAGCGGCGACGAUAUGAGCUACGUUCUGACCAAUGGCGUGCCACCAAUGUCUAUUCCAGUGCCACCUGCAGCUCUUCCAGCCCCAGCCAUCCCACCAGCCUCGCCCCUCACUAUUCAAAGACCAAUUCUUUCACCUGUCACUCCCCAAACUAUCAUGACAUCGACAUCUCUGACCACCAAUGGAGCUUUCCAAUACGCCCCGCUGACUCAGCCAAUGCCAGCCGCGUUCCCCCCAACAGUCACGCCUAUCCCUCAGAGGCCGACCUACUACCCACCCAUCCUCUACUGGUAGGACCUGAGACUAUCAGCAUCCAAACGAAUUUGGAAGGAAAACCUAAUGGAGAUGCUCUCAUAUCUUUUACCUCAAGACUAGAGGCAGAGCGUGCUAUUGUUGAAAAGAACAGACGACAUCUGGGGAACAGAUUCAUAGAGCUGUUCAUGGCAUGAGACGAUUCGUAAACAUCUGAAGGCCUGUUUGAUUUUUUGUUGUGGCCUGAUAUUGAAUUUGUGUGGGAAAUCGCCUAUUCUUUAUUGUACAUAAUAUACCCACAUUC